GGACUUAUUUCUUUAAGUAUCAAUGGAAAUUUCCAUUGUGUUCCAGAAUUUAAGAAGAAGAACAAGAGGAUUAAGCAGUUGACAAACUUAUCUCAACGCCAACCAACUAUCACACAAAAAGAUCAACACAGUAUUUAAGAUCCGUGCAGUGCUGUGACCUAAAGCGACUUUUAACUCUGAUCCUCCAGGACUUGUCCACUGCUUCCAGAUAAAUCCACUCCCAAUCAUCAUGUCUCAGCAGCACAUCAGCCUCCCUGCCAAGCUCAUUAACGGCGGCAUUGCCGGUAUUGUGGGGGUGACUUGUGUCUUCCCCAUCGACCUGGCCAAGACCAGGUUACAGAACCAGAGGCAAGGUCAGCAGGUCUACAAGAGCAUGAUGGACUGCCUUGUCAAGACAGUUCGAUCAGACGGCUACUUUGGCAUGUACAGAGGUGCCGCUGUCAACCUGACACUGGUGACUCCCGAGAAGGCCAUUAAGUUGGCUGCAAAUGACUUCUUUCGCCACCACUUUGCAAAAAAUGGCCAGGGCUUGACUGUCUUCAAAGAAAUGCUGGCUGGCUGUGGUGCAGGCAUGUGUCAGGUCAUUGUCACCACACCCAUGGAGAUGCUGAAGAUCCAGCUGCAGGAUGCUGGCAGACUUGCGGCCCAACAACAAAAGCCCAUUAUGGCAUCUCCCACCAAGUUGGUGGCCCCCACCACUCUGCUUAGCCGGUCCUACAACUCCUGCACCGCAGCCACGCCUCCGCGGGCCGUGUCGGCCACGCAGAUAGCCAAGGAGCUCUUCCAGACUCAGGGCAUCCAGGGCCUCUACAAAGGCCUGGGGGCAACACUGAUGAGGGACGUCCCCUUCUCCGUUAUCUACUUCCCCUUGUUUGCUAACCUCAACAAACUGGGCCAACCAGGUCCACAGGAGUCCUCGCCCUUCUACUGGGCCUUCUUCUCAGGCUGUGUGGCAGGUUCUGCCGCUGCUGUGGCUGUCAACCCCUGUGAUGUGGUGAAGACCAGACUGCAGUCGCUGACCAAGGGCUCCACCGAGGAGACUUACAGCGGAGUAGUUGACUGUGUGAGUCAAAUCCUGCGCAAGGAGGGGGCGUCGGCCUUCUUGAAGGGUGCUGCCUGCCGGGCCCUGGUCAUCGCCCCGCUCUUUGGGAUUGCCCAGGUCAUGUACUUGGUGGGUGUUGGAGAAUACAUCCUGGACAAGUGUCCAUGAGACCAAGUCCUCCUGAGAGCACAGAAGAGAGCCGCAAGUGGCAGCUUCCUACUUUCAGUUGACCUCCCAGAAGAAAGAAGACAAUGGUGACUGAAGUCAGGUGGCCAUGGUCCACAUUUGCACGGGAAACCUGUGGCAGCCUUACUCGCUCCACUGACACUCUUAGUCCUCUUUGCUCCUCUGAUGAUGGCCAAGGAACUAGGAGCCACCAGAAGUUAUUUCCUGUCAGAAUAUUCCACUUGUGUAGUUUGUGUUGUUGUCUUACAGAUUUCGGUGAAGAUCUUACUGUGUGAAGGACCUUCCUCCUCAAUGUUUACGUGAGACAUCAAUGUUUACGUAACACCAUGCUGCUGCCAAAUCAAUUGUGAAUUCUCAAAGAUGCAUCAUGCACAUUGUGUGUUACAUUGUGUCUUUAUCAAUGUGUGUUAUAUUGUCUCAUUACAUUAUGUGUUUUUUGAAUGUGUGUUUCAUUAUGUAUAUUUCAUUGUGUGUGUUAUAUUGUCUCAUUACAUUAUGUGUUUUUUGAAUGUGUGUUUCAUUAUGUAUAUUUCAUUGUGUGUGUUACAUUACACAUUUUGGAAAUUGUUACAUUGUAUUGAAUGAAUAUGUCCACAUCAUCAGGUCCAUUUUUCAUGCACAUUGUCAUGCAGGAACAAUGUCUUUGUGAAAUAUGACUGAAACUAUUUUUGUACUGUUUAUGAAGGUAUACAUAAAUCAUGCAAUACACUG
Nerophis ophidion (straightnose pipefish) is the source of this 1939-nucleotide messenger RNA. It is a transcript of the gene slc25a55a, whose product is annotated as solute carrier family 25 member 55a. Gene Ontology annotation, molecular function: L-aspartate transmembrane transporter activity; L-glutamate transmembrane transporter activity. The transcript has 10 exons. Lineage: Eukaryota; Metazoa; Chordata; Actinopteri; Syngnathiformes; Syngnathidae. Gene Ontology annotation, biological process: aspartate transmembrane transport; malate-aspartate shuttle; L-glutamate transmembrane transport. The record is from RefSeq and is a predicted model, not a curated record. Bases 230 to 1210 code for a protein of 326 amino acids.